This is a messenger RNA of Salmo salar (Atlantic salmon), 7948 nucleotides long. Lineage: Eukaryota; Metazoa; Chordata; Actinopteri; Salmoniformes; Salmonidae. The record is from RefSeq and is a predicted model, not a curated record.
GAUUGGCUCAUCAACCGCUUCUGCUCAUCUGACAGCAAGAAAUCCCAAAGCGACUCUUCAGAGCGUCAACAAGGUGAACAACGACCCCAGUCAGAGGAUUCUGAACCUGACCGUUCUCAUCCGUCAAAUCAAAACCUAUUACCUAGAGACUCUGAGGCAGCUGAUCAUGAUGCCCUUACCCAACGUGUUGGUGCUUGGCAAGACUCCUCACUCUGGUAUGUUUGCCCACCAUGCCCACACCGUUUUACAUUCUGUUGAGAAACCCAAAGAGAGAGCAGUAACCCUUUAAAUUCUACUGGGGGCCCAGUGAAUUCUAUGUGAAGUACAGUACUACUUUAGUUCCACAGAUGUAGAAUCUUCAUUUGAUCACCCUGUUGUUGCCGAAAAUGUCAAACUUUUAUUAUAUUCAAUGUUUAAAAAGGCUUUUAAAGUUGGUAAUAUCCACUUUAAAAUGUCAGACUUGAUUUGCCCUAACAACAUUUUUAUCAACCCCUACAAAAAUGUUCAUAAAUUAUAAUCCACACAAUAAUUCACAUUUCCUGUUGCUGCAGGAUUCUUUUCCUUCUAUGAGAAAGUGGUCAAAUGAAGAUCCUACCUGUAGACUUGGUUUGCCAGUCACUCACGUCUGUUGAGAGACUAGAAAUACCAACUGUAUCUGUGCUGCAUAGUUAAGUACAGUUUGUAAAGAUGAUUGACACCAUCUUAGAGUUUGCAGUAUCAUCCUUCCAUUUGUUGUCCAUGACAUACCAUGACAUAAUAUAAUUAUUCAUGUGAGUGAACUGAACUCAAACCAGACCAGUUAAUUUGCAAUGCUGCCCUAUAAGUUGACCUCAAAACUCCUAUAAGACAGACUUUGAGGGCCUUCGCUGUCUGUCUUCAGAAGAUGUGUAAUUCAAUAGCGCACUAGUCUGAUAGACGUGCUAGCCUUUGUGACAGUCUCUGGCCAGAUGAGUGACCCAAAUUCACACAGCAGCCUGCCUCAAGUUAGACCACAUCUGAAUCUCCUUUAAUCAUUGACUUUAAUCUGAAUUUAAUGUGGGGGUUGUAUUUUGGGGGGGUUUUCUCCUCAGAGCAAAGUCUGGAGGAAAUGAAGAAAUUACUUCUUCUCUUAUUGGGCUGUGCUGUCCAGUGUGAGAAGAAAGAGGAGUACGUCGAACGCAUCCAGACCCUCGACUUUGACACGAAAGCAGCAAUAGCUGCUCAUAUCCAAGAGGUUACCCACAGUCAGGACAGUGUACUGGACCUCCAUUGGCUGGAGGCCAGCGAGCUCUGCGCUGAGGACCUGGAGACCCUGUUCAGACGCCUGGUGGACCAGAGAGACACACAGCUGGAUGUAGGGGGUUAUAAAUGGGUUAUGGAGAGGUUAUGAAGGGUUAUGAAUGUGUUACGUUAUCCUUAUGUAGGCCUGGUGGACCAGAGAGACACACAACUGGAGGUAGGGGGUUAUAAAUGGGUUAUGGAGAGGUUAUGAAGGGUUAUGAAUGUGUUACGUUAUCCUUAUGUAGGCCUAGUGGGCCAGAGAGACACACAGCUGGAGGUAGGGGGUUAUAAAUGGGUUAUGGAGAGGUUAUGAAGGGUUAUGAAUGUGUUACGUUAUCCUUAUGUAGGCCUAGUGGGCCAGAGAGACACACAGCUGGAGACUAUUUUAGAGCUAAUGCAGGAGAGAGAGUCCACCCCGUCACCCUCUCCGCCCAGCGCCCAGUCCCCCAGUGACUGUCCCAGCAUGCAACAACAGGCGGCAUCCCACCAGCACCUGUCUGUAGAGCUGGCCGACUCCAAGGCCAAGGUCAGACGGCUGCGCCAGGAGCUAGAGGAGAAGAGUGAGCAGGUACUGGACUGCAGACAGGAGCUGGAGAACAUGGAGGCUGAGUUCAAGAGGAUUCAACAGGAGAACUCUGUGUUGCUAGCGGAGGCCCGUUCAGCCCGUACGUACCGUGACGAGCUGGAUGCCCUGAGAGAGAGGGCCAUCAGGGCUGACAAGCUGGAGAGCGAGGUGGGACGGUACCGCGAGAAACUACACAACAUGGAGUUCUACAAGGCCAAAGUGGAGGAGCUGAAGGAGGAUAACUCCGUGUUGCUGGAGACUAAGGCUGUACUGCAGCAGCAGCUGGAAGGGUGGAGGGCCCGCUCUGAUAAACUACACCAGCUAGAGAAACACAGUCUGCUGCUCAACGCCAGGGUCCACGUCAUGGAACAGGAGAAGGAGGUGGACAGGAGGCGCAUGGAGGAGCUGCAGGAGGAGAACCUGGCCCUGGAGCUGGCCCAGAGGAGGAGCAUGGAGGAGUCACAGCACCUGGGAUGGGAGCUGGAGCAGCUCUCCAGGACCCCCGACAACCCACAGGGUCAGAAGUCUCUGGGUGAGGAGGUGGUUGAUGGGACCAGGAGUCGUCUGCUGAGGCUGGAGAGAGAGAACCAAAGCCUGCUCAGGACCAUAGAGGAACUGAGAGCUGCUGACCUCAGCCUGGGACCGCAGCACAACCAUAACCGUGAGCACACGCGGAGGGACGGCCAGCGACCCGCAAACACGGCUGAGGUGGUUAGAGAGUACCUUGGCAGUUUAGACAACACCUCCUGGGAGCAGUCUGAAUUGGUCAUCAAAGAGGAUUGUGACAUUGACAUAGACACAUCACAUCACAGGGACCCAAAGUGCAACGGCGUGUCGGUUGACCUCGAGGGAGAGAUUGACCGACUGGAGAGAGAGAGCGAGACCCUCAAGGAGAAGAUGGACCUUCAGAAGCAAGAGAAAGGCCAACUCGAAGACAGAGAGUCUUGCGAUCUGAGUGACCGCAUGGCUGACCUGGAAGCAGUAGCUAAAGACAACACCCGCAAUCUCCUUCAACCAGGCGCUUCAGUGUCUCUGACACGUGAUACCUCACCCUGCUCGAAGAACAAGAGUCCACGUCGGGAGAACAGUAGCACAGGGCUGCAGACGAGGGCUUCCUCUUCAUCCACUAAGCACACAGAGCGUCUGGAAGCUAAGUGUAGAGCCCUGGACACAGAGAACCAGCGGCUUCAGGCUGCCCUGGACAACACAGGCCGGAAGCUCCAGAGGCUGGAGGCUGAGGUCCAUGAGCUGGAGGCUGAGAACCAGAUCCUGCAGGCUGGGCUGGAGGAGCUGAGGAUCUCCUCGCGGCGCAUGGAGCAGCUGGAGCAGGAGAAGCAGACCCUGGAGCAGGAGGCUUCAGGCCUGGAGAGAGACAAGAGGAGGCUGGAGAAGGAGAACCGCAGGCUGAGGCAACAGGCAGAGAUCCAGGACUCUACCCUGGACGGGAGCAACCUGAGGGUGGCUAGUCUGGAGAGAGAGAACAGGGGCAUGGGGAAGGAGGUGGAGAGACUGAAGGAGGUGGAGGAGCGGGUCAAGGGGCUGGAGAGGGAUAACAGAGAGCUGGCCAAGCAGGGAGCGAUCAACCAGAGGGCCCUGGUCACCCUGAGAGAGGAGUUGGUGAGUGACAAGCUGAAGACCCAGCAGAGGGAGAAUGAGCUGGAGAGGCUGGCCCACGAGCUGGAGAUGAGAGUCCGCAACCAGGACACGUCACCACCGAGUGACGAGGAAACUCCAGACAACAGUAGGUUCAAGAUGUUGGAGUCUGAGCUGGAGUCGUCUCUGAAGAGGUCCCUGCAGAUCAAAGAAGACAAGAUGGCUGCCGUUGAGGCUCGGCUGCAGGAGUCCUCCACCCUCAACCAGCAGCUACGUCAAGAGCUCAAGACUGUGCGUCUGAACUACGAAGCCCUGCUGCAGAGGGAGGAGGAGGAGCAUGCGGCCCGUAGCCCCACCCCUCAGAGGGAGAGUGACAGGGCGGUAAGCGAAUGGCAGUGGGAGAGCCAGGAGGCCACCAGGGAGCUGCUGAGGGUCAAGGACCGCCUCAUCGAGGUGGAGAGGAAUAAUGCCACACUGCAGGCAGAGCGUCAGGCACUGCAGGCCCAGCUCAGACAGCUGGAGACCCAGUCAGACAGCCUGCAGGCUCAGAUCCUAGCCCUGCAGAGACAGACCGCCUCCCUGCAGGAGAACAACACGGCUCUCCAGACACACAACGCUAACCUGCAGGUGGAGAAGUCCACUCUGAACUCCCAGAGUGCAUCACUCCUGGCCCAGAAUGCUCAGCUCCAAUGCCAACAAUCCAGCACUGAGAGUGAUAAGGAGGUGGCCAUGCGUGAGCGCGAGGAGCUGCGCGGCGUGUACGACCAGCUCCUGAGGGACCACGAGAGGCUGGCGGCGCUGCACGAGAGACAAGCCAUGGACUACGAGGCCCUGAUGGGAAAACACGGCUGUCUGAAGAACGUCCACCGCACCCUGGAGCUGGAGCAUAGAACGCUGGAGGACAGGUACAAAACCCUGCUGCAGCAGAAGGCCAAACUAGAGGGUCUGGAGAAGGCUCUGAGAGAGGAGCAGGACAAGAUGUCUGUGGAGAAAGAGCAGCACAGGACCACCGCCUCAGAGUGUCGACAGCUCCGGGAUGAGAAGGACUGGCUGAACCAGACGUACCGUCAGCUGUUGAAGGAUCAGGAGGAGCUCCAGGCGGACCAUAAGAACAUGAAGACCCUGCUGAACAGCACCAAGCUGGAGCAGACCAAGCUAGAGUCCGACUUCAACAAGCUCAGAGAGCAAUACCAACAGCUAGACAUCACCAACACCAAGCUCACCAACCAGUGUGAGCUGCUGAGUCAGUUGAAGGGGAACCUGGAGGAGGAGAACCGUCACCUGCUGGACCAGAUCCAGACCCUGAUGCUGCAGAACCGCACCCUGCUAGAACAGACCAUGGAGAGCAAGGACCUGUUCCACGUAGAACAGAGACAGCACAUAGACAAGCUGAAUGAGCUGAGGAGACAGAAGGAGAAGUUGGAGGAGAAGAUCAUGGAUCAGUACAAGUUCUAUGACCCCUCACCCCCACGGAGGCGUGGGAACUGGAUCGCCCUGAAGAUGAGGAAGCUGAUGAAGCCAAGGAGCCGCGAGCGUUGUGGCCCCGCCUCCUCCUCUGACCACCAUCGCUCCCUCACCCCCACACGCUCCGGGUCCUUCGAGGCCCUCCCGCCCACCUCCCCCUCUGCUUCUGGUUGCCAGGACAAUGGCUCCUUCGUGGGUUCGGACGGCUCGGGUGGGUCCACCACCUCCCCCCGGAGGAGCAGCACCCUGAAUGACCUGGACAAACUGAAUGACUUGGUGUACCCCUCAACCCUGUCUGAGGACCCUGAGCAGCUAGAGGAGUCAGAGAUCAAGAAUGACAGAUUCAGGAAGGAGUCUAUGACCUCAUCCAUGAGCGACUCCAUCUUGUCCAUCAUCAACCAUCAACACCAGCCAACCACCACUCCUUUGUUUUAUCCCACCACCACUGCUGCUGCUGCUGCCACUGAUAGCAAUGAGCUAUGUUUGACAGACAAGGAUUAUAAUGACAGUGCUGUGGCGACUGAAUUUGACGACGGUGAUGAACUACAAAACCAUGGUCUGAAUGGCGUGCCGAGCCGUGCCCAGAGCCAGAGCAGUGGAGAGUUCAGCCUCAGCCUAGACAACGAACCCUGGUCCAACGGCAGUAGCCCGGUCCAGCCGCCUCCGUCAUCCCGCCGCUCCUCUUCCUCCUGCCUCCCGCCUAGCGAUACCUCCACCCCCCGACACACACGGCAGAACCUCUCGCCGACCACACACACACAGCAGCGAUCCACUUCCUCAACACACACCAGCAGCAACAAACACAGAGAGAGUGUAGGCGUGAAGAACUCCUCACCUAUUGCCAUAGCAAAUACGCAGGGUUCAGUUCCCUGUAGGGGGAGGGAGGUGGGUAGCACCCAGGACCCCUGGCCCAGAAGGAGUGUCCUCAGGAGGUGCACCAGCAGCAGCAGAGCCCCCCAGCGCCCUUCCGAUGGGAAUGUCCCCAAAACAGCUCAGGGGCAGGUUGCCGUACUAUCUCGAUCUGGAUUAGGUCUGAACAAAGCUCCAGAGACCACCACCACCCGAGCCUCAGCCAUGUCCCCGAUCACGGUGCUCUACGUCCAGGGUAAAUCUUCCUCGGUGUCUGGGUGUCUCAACUGUUUCUCCACCCCGUUGGGGAAGGAGGCGCGUCUAAGAGAGCCAUGGUCUCCUACCUCUCUACCCCGGGCCAGCAGCGUCAUCUCAACAGCCGAGGGUUCCUCGCGACGAUCCAGUGUCAACAGUGACUCUAGGGUGAUGGCGAAAGUAGAUCCCUUACCUAUCAUGGAAUCUGAUGGGAGCCCGAAUCAGGAGACGGACACUAUUAAUCAGAAUCAGAACAAGCAGAACAAUCCAGAAGAACUAGAAUCUGAUAAUCAACCACCCCCAAGCAAACCCCCCAGAGACCCAGCGAUAGCCACCGAUCGGCCCAAAUCCACCUGCCAGGAAUCCCUCUUCGGUGGCACCCCGUUCAACCUAGACUCUGUCUUCUCAGACACUAUCUUUAGCGAGUUGGUAGUCACCACCACUACUAGUAACAACAGCAAUAAUAACGAUAAGAACCAGACUUUCCUCUGUCUGAACCCAGAACUGGAGCGUAACGUCAGUUUCCCGCCCCUGAGGCAGGAGUCCACUAACGGCACGGCACCGGGACGCAUGGACAAUGUACAGAGCCAAAAUGGAGGACAUGAGGACUGUGAGAGUGAUACUGUGGAAAUUGAUUGCUGAAUCAGCUGAUUGCUGAUGACAUAGUUGCAUGUAUACAGUCCUGUAUUGAGUUCUGCAAUAGAAACAGGUAGUUGUGAAUGUCAGUACCAACAUAGUACCAACAUUGUUUAAAAAAGAAGCAAACAUCAUAAUUAUUUCCUAUUGUGUUAAUGCAAUAACUGUUCUUCUCCCUAUAGGUGCUUUUGAAGUAGUGAUGUUUUGGUUUUAGGCACUUUUCACAAUGCAGUCCUAGUCAUUAUAACAUUGUGUUAUACAGUAUUAUAAGAUGUCUGUUUUUGGGCUGAGAUUAUAGACUGUAUGUAAUGAUAAGAUGCACUGAAAACAUACGAAGACAGAUUCACAUACUAAACUUAUACUGGGGCAACUUGUAGCCUAGUGGUUAGAGCGUUGGACUAGUAACCGAAAGGUUGCAAGAUCAAAUCCACGAGCUGACAAGGUAAAAAAAAAUCUGUUGUUCUCCCCCUGAACAAAGCAGUUAACUCACUGUUCCUAGGCCGUCGUUGAAAAUAACAAUUUGUUCUUAACUGACUUGCCUAGUUAAAUAAAGGUUAAAAAAAACACUUGUUUCUCUAAUGUACAUAUUUGUAUAUUUAGUCCAAAUGAAGAUGUAAAUAGAAUGUACUUUUAGGGAAUAAGUUGUUGUUUCCAAAAAAGCACAUUGUCAAUCUUCCCUUGUUGUUUGACAAAAGUUUUCAGUAUUAUGCGGCCUAUGUUUUUAUUAGUAUUUAUAAGGCUGUGUUGAUAUUUUUGUUUUAUUUGUGUUUAUACGCCGUGUCAAUCUACAAAUGCUUAAACUCCCUAUUCAUGUGUACUUUUUGUUGUCCCAUACAGUAGAUCUAGUUAUACACAUAACCCUUCAACCAACAAACCAUAGCUCACUGUCCAGAGUGUUGAUAUCACAUACAGACUAGUAGACAACAUGUACAUUACAUUACCAUGUUAGUUUAUUACCACGCUGGACAUUACAGUGAACUUAUAAUAACAAACACAAUCAGUAAUCAUCUGAUUAGGAAAAACGCACCAAUAUGGUUCUUCGGCUAUGUGUCAUGUCAUGUGUCGUGUCAUGUGUCAAAUGGGGACUGUGUUUUUGUUUGGUUUGUUCUGUUUGUUUAUUUGUUUGCUUUUCAUUGCCUCUGCUUCAUUUUCUCUGCUUCAUUGCCUCUGCUUCAUUUUCUCUGCUUCAUUUUCUCUGCUUCAUUGUCUCGGCAAAAAUCAAAUACUGAGAUUGUCCUCAGUGAAGAUGAAACCUUGUAAAUGUAAAUGUGUGCAGGGACUUCAGGAGCCACAGUUGAAUAAAGCCCUUUUCACUCCUUUAAUAUA